Messenger RNA from Adineta steineri, 957 nucleotides. The record is from the annotation of a GenBank genome assembly. Lineage: Eukaryota; Metazoa; Rotifera; Eurotatoria; Adinetida; Adinetidae.
AUGUAUCCACAAUAUGCAACAUCGUCAAGUCCAUCCCGAAAGGUUGUUGUUGUACGUAAUACAGCAAAUCCUCAAUAUCCCAUGGACAAUUCUGAAAUGUAUCAAAGUGGUAAUAGACCGGUUUAUGUUUCACGGUAUCCUACAGGCGCAAAUAGAUCGUCGAUGAUAUUAACUCCUACUCGUUCACCAGUAACAUAUUAUGAUAAUUCACAAGUUUACCCAUCAAAUACAAUACGUACAUAUAAUCAACCAGCUCCAAUUACAGUCCCUAGCGAUGAUGAUGUAGGCUGUUUUUCAUGUUGCUCAGACUUAUGGGCUCCUGAUUCAGAAUAUCCAACAUCUUCGCAUGUAAUACGAAAUGGAUCAUCGGGACCUUAUUCUCAAUAUAUGAACUCAAGUGAAGUGAAUUAUGUAUCAACACGCGAUAAGACAAUGUCAGGUUGCUCACGACGAGUGGUUGAUUACUUAUCAAGAUAUAUGUGUUUAAUCAUAGCCGCGUGUAUCAUUAUUCUUUUAAUCGCUAUAGCCGAUAUUGUUGUUUGUGCUGUUUUUCUUUCUAUCAAUCCAUCAACAUAUGCUAAUCUUAAAAUAGCUGGCAUUGCAAUAGGUAGCAUUUUAAUCGGAAUCAUUGUAAUUUUCUUAACGUUUCUAUUAUGUUGUGUUGUUUAUGCACUUAUGCCUCCACCGAAUAAUCAACAAUAUACACAUACAGUUGCAAGUAAUUAUCCAGUAGGAGCAAAUCCUUCUAAUAUAAUAUAUCCAAAUCAAACAUAUGGAGCAAACAAAGGUAAUGUUGUUAUUGAAUUACCUGAUAAUGUUGCAGGAAGAAAUAUGACACCCAAAACACGUGAACGUAAUAUAAAUAAAGUUGUUCAAAACUUAGGUCAAGUUGUUGAAGAUGCAAAAAGACGAAAUAAUGGAGCAAUGCCAAAUAAUCUCGUUGUCAAAGUUGCAUAA